This is a messenger RNA of Chanos chanos (milkfish), 774 nucleotides long. It is a transcript of the gene dnaaf19, whose product is annotated as dynein axonemal assembly factor 19. Lineage: Eukaryota; Metazoa; Chordata; Actinopteri; Gonorynchiformes; Chanidae. The transcript has 3 exons. Gene Ontology annotation, biological process: epithelial cilium movement involved in extracellular fluid movement; inner dynein arm assembly; determination of left/right symmetry. Gene Ontology annotation, cellular component: outer dynein arm. The record is from RefSeq and is a predicted model, not a curated record. The coding region runs from base 1 to 774 and encodes 257 amino acids.
AUGGACAACUCUGAGACAAUCAACUUCUCUGUCCUCGAAAGAGCGCUGUCAUCUGCACUUGAAGCAGACAUGAAAUAUCACAGAGAAAAUGAUGCUAAAUUCCGGGCCAUUCAUCAAAAUGUUGGCAGUUAUGAAGAGUUCAGGGACAUAGUGCUGGCGUCCCACCUGAGGCCACUGGAUAAAAAAGACCGAAUUGGCGCGCCUCGCAAACAGCCAUGGAACACGCUUGCCACAAACACAAAACAGCAGGAUGUAGCUAGCUCUGAAACAUUUCAGGCGUCCGUAUGUGAGUUUCGGCCAAAGACAGCGUCCGAGUUUAGUCGGGACUGGCGCAGGUUUGGAGGAUGUCCAGCGGAGAAGUACCGGCUCCUAGUCACUCUGGGCGGGGAGGUUCUGCGGGGUAUAUUUGGGGCUGAGGUGGGCUUUGGUCUGCUAGGGGACUUCGUCACGGUCCUUUCUCAGGGCAUUAAGUCUGGCGAUGAGAUGUCUGUGGUCAGUGUUCUAGAGGCGCUCUGUAAGACUCCACGUUUUGGCCUCAAUAUAUCCCUUUUGAGCUGUGAGGAGCAGGAGGGGUGUAAGGAAGUGUUUCGUAAGCUGUGGAAGGCAGUGAAGGGUUCUAUAGAGACUCUGGAUGGAACCUCAGUGGAAAACAGUGCAUGCAGAGGGAUUUGUGAUGCCAAUAAAAUCCAAAAUACAACCAACAUGGUACAUAACCCUUUAUUGGAAAAAGUCGAACAUUUAAUGAGGGUAUAUGGGAUUUCCAUUAGUUUAUGA